This is a messenger RNA of Stegastes partitus (bicolor damselfish), 4477 nucleotides long. RefSeq names its product integrin alpha-11-like. Gene Ontology annotation, cellular component: integrin complex; external side of plasma membrane. Gene Ontology annotation, biological process: cell adhesion mediated by integrin; cell-cell adhesion; cell-matrix adhesion. The record is from RefSeq and is a predicted model, not a curated record. Bases 1 to 3573 code for a protein of 1190 amino acids. Gene Ontology annotation, molecular function: integrin binding. The transcript is spliced from 30 exons. NCBI's taxonomy places the organism in Eukaryota, Metazoa, Chordata, Actinopteri, Pomacentridae.
AUGGAUUACCACCACCUUAUACUGCUGUGGACCUGCAGCCUUCUGCCAGAUCUUCAGCUCUGUUUCAACUUUGACAUGAAGAACUUUAAAGUCUUCUCUGGUUCUCAAGAAACCCAGUUUGGAUACACAGUUCAGCAGCACGAGGCAGGAGGACAGCAGUGGUUGCUGGUUGGAGCUCCCUUUGAAUCCACAGGAAAGCAGCAGACUGGUGAUGUGUACAGAUGUCCGCUGGAUACCAGAACCUCUGCAAAUUGCAGUCGCCUCAAUUUGGGGUCACUUUCUCUGGAAAAUCUGUUUGAGAGGAAAGACAAGAUGAGGCUGGGGAUGACGCUGACAUCCAACCCUAAAGACAACAGCUUUGUGACCUGUGGGCCACUCUGGUCUCAUGAAUGUGGAAGCUCGCUGUACAGCACAGGAAUCUGCUCCAGAGUCAACCAAAAGUUCAGACUGUCCCACACUAUUGCACCUGCCCUACAGAGGUGUGAGACAUUAAUGGACAUUGUGAUUGUUCUGGAUGGUUCUAACUCCAUUUAUCCUUGGUAUGAGGUUCAGGACUUCAUCAUAAACAUCUUGCAUAAGUUCUAUAUUGGUCCUGGUCAAACGCAGGUCGGCAUUGUUCAGUAUGCCUCCACAGUGGUCCAUGAGUUUACCUUGGAUGAGUACCAGACAGUGACGGAUGUGGUGGAAGCUGCCAAGAACAUCAAUCAGAGGGGUGGAGAGGAGACAAGGACAGCACUGGGCAUUAAUGUGGCACGGUCAGAGGCAUUCCAGCGCGGUGGCAGGCCAGGAGCUCAUAAGGUGAUGAUUGUGAUCACUGAUGGCGAAUCUCAUGACAGUCCUGAGCUGGUGCAGGCUGUCACCGACAGCGAGAGAGCCAACAUCACCAUGUAUGCUAUUGCUGUUUUAGGUUAUUAUAACCGCCGGGGAAUAAAUCCUGAAGCCUUUCUGAAGGAAAUAAAGUUCAUUGCCAGCGACCCUGAUGAGAAGCAUUUCUUCAAAGUGACAGAUGAGUCAGCGCUGAAGGACAUUGUGGACGCUCUGGGAGAAAGGAUUUUUUCUCUGGAAGGAACCAGUAAUCAGGGUCGAGGCUACAGUCUGCAGAUGGCUCAGGCUGGUUUCUCCUCACAUUUAGUCAAAGAUGGUGUUCUUCUGGGAGCAGUAGGUGCAUACGACUGGAAUGGUGCAGUGCUGAAAGAAACUAAACAUGGGAAGGUUGUUCCACCAAAAUCCUCCUACCAGGACGAGUUUCCAGAGGUGCUGAAGAACCAUGCAGCAUAUCUGGGUUACUCAGUGGGUUCAUUAAUUUCAUCCCGGGGUUCUCAGAUCUAUGUGGCUGGAGCUCCAAGGUUCAACCACACUGGCAAGGUGAUCGUCUUCACCCUGAAGAACACUGGAAACCUGACCAUCCUGCAGGCGCUGCUGGGAGAACAGAUCGGGUCAUAUUUUGGCAGCGAGUUGUUAUCGAUGGACGUAGACAGUGAUGGACAUACUGACUGCCUCCUAGUGGCGGCACCCAUGUAUUACAGUCAAGGCUGGGAGAAAGGGAAAGUUUAUAUCUACUCUGUUACACCACAGACGUCAUUUGUCCUGCAGGGAGUGCUGGAGUUGUCUGACUGCUCUCAAAACUCUCGUCUGGGUUCAGCAUUGGCCCAGAUUCCAGACAUGAAUGGAGAUGGCUUCCAGGAGCUUGUGGUGGGAGCCCCACUGGAAGAUGAUCACCAGGGGGCAGUCUACAUCUUUUAUGGGCAGGACAAAACCACCCAACCACAAUACAGACAGCGUCUGUCUGCAGCCAGUUUGUCUGCAGGUCUGCAGUAUUUUGGUCAAAGUCUUCAUGGCGUUCUAGAUAUAAAUGCAGAUGGGCUUGUCGACCUUGCUGUGGGAGCACUGGGAGCUGCUGUCAUCAUCUGGUCUCGUACUGUCGUACGGAUUCAGGCCAAAGUAACCUUUGAACCUCAGAAGGUCAACAUCUUUAACAAGGACUGUCAGCAAGGAGGGAAGGAGGUCACCUGCAUGUCUCUUACUGUUUGUCUGAGUCUGGACUCCAGGACAACGAUCAGGACAGAUAUCGCUGUUUGGUACAGUCUGGUGUUAGACGAGAAGCGUUUUCCUCCCCGGGCAGUCCUGGAUGAAUUAGACCGUCAACUACCCAGAAUUCUUUUUCUGCAGUCUGGAGGUCAAAAAUGCGAACGCCUUGGCUUCUCAGUCCAGGACACAGAUUAUGGACGUCCCAUUGUGGUUGUCCUGGAGACAGGGUUGCAGAGCCCAGAUGAGGGGCCAGUGUUGGACCCAGACUGGCCAAGCACCCUGAGAGCCGAGCUGCACUUCUGGAAUGGAUGUGAGCAGGAAGACGUGUGCGUUCCCGACCUCAUCCUCCACAGUCACACUGACCUCAAGAAUGUUCAGCAGUUCUGCAGCACGAGGGAAGGGGCUACAUGUUCAGUCUGCAGCCAUAAGGAGUCGCCUGGCGACCCAGUGUUCAUAGUGGAGUCCGGACGAAGAAGGGUGGUGGUGUUUGCUCGACUGGAGAACCAGGGAGAGAAUGCAUACAGAGCUGCCAUCCACAUCUCCACUUCCUCCAACCUGGUCUUCUCCAGCCUCUUAAUCAAGGAUCAAUCAGAUAUCCAGAUUGAGUGUUACUCCGAGGGGAGACUGGCCAGUCAGAGGAGCUGCAACAUUACCGCUCCAUUCAUGAAGUCAUUGGCACAGGUAACUUUCUGUCUGGAAUUUGAGUUCAGCCAUUCCAUCUUCCUGGAUCAUGUACAAGUUGUCAUGGUAACUACCAGUGAGGGAGACGAGGGAUACCCAGAUGAUAACAUCAAUGAUAUCUUCCUCCCUUUGAAAUAUGAGGCUGACCUCCUCUUCACAAGAGACCCUAACCUCCAUCGGUUUGAAAUCAAAGCAGACUCCUUGUGGUCAUCCUGGGAGCAACCAGACAGCAGCUCUCUUACCUUCAACCUGACUUAUAAUAUUCAGAACCUGGGCGUCUUCUCAGUGCGGGAUGUUCUGUUCAAGGCUGAAAUCUGGGCUGUGACUGGGAAGGGGAACCAGCUGGUGAACAUUACAGACUACAGCAUCGAGCAGGUACCUGGGUCCUACUGCACACUACCUCUCACCACAAGCAGUCCUGUUACACCUGAGGAUCUAUCUCACCUGUCACAGCUGAACCACAGUAAUAGUGUCAGCAUGGCAGUCCAGUGCAGACUAAGCCUGUUGACCUCCAGAGAAGUAAAGCUGACACUCAAAGGAAGACUUCAGCUUCCUGCUCUGCUUGCCGUAAGCUUCAGGUCUCUGGAGUUGCUGACUGCUGCCUCUAUCUAUUUGGAAGCGUCGAAUCCCAUGUUUCUCAAGGAGGACAGACCUGUCAGACAGAUAAUCCUGGAACUAAGGAAGGAGGAGGAUCAGUCCAUCCCCAUCUGGAUUAUACUGGGAAGCUCGCUAGGAGGCCUGUUGCUACUGGCCUUACUGGUACUGGCACUUUGGAAGAUCGGCUUCUUCAACAGACAAAGAAGGCAGAAAGAAGAGGAGCAGUCUGUAGCCACAAAGGAGGGAAGAGCUGUAGUGUGUGGGUGAUAUUAAUGUUGCAUUUGGUAGGUCCUCGUAAAAUUGGAAAGUAAUAACAUUAAAAAAAGCUAUCAGUAAUUAACUGGCCAGCUAUGUUUUACAGAUAUGACUCAAUUAACUUAGAGAGACCCUCUUAAGUAAUUGCGUCUACAGAUUUAGGCUACAUUCAUUUUGGAUUUAUUGCACAGACUGUUUUUGUUUGUCUAUUUACGUUAAUUUUUUAGAUGUGGCCAAUAUCAAUUACAGCUUGAACUGGUCAGUCCUGAACAGCCCCGCAUGCACAUUAGACUAACAACAUUACAUCGCAUCCAUCGUACUAACAUAUAGAAGUAAACAUGAAGGCUACAGAAGUCAGCAUUUACAGUUUGGUUUAGAAAGUUACACGCAGUAGAAGCCAGCAAUUUUGUGAGCAGAUGCUAUUGAUAAGAAGAAAAAGAGACAAUUAUUAAUUAUGGCUUUUUGAGCCAGGAGUGCAGGCAUCAUGACAUAAAUUGCUUCACAUUUCAUCCCAAAAUCCAACUUUUAACAACAUGUCUCAGCACCUCUCCACAAAACUCUCGCAGCAAGACACUCAGUUGACAUAAUGUAGCAUGAAUUCCAAUUCUAAGUGUUCAGGCUGUGUUGGCAUUGCAAAAUCUCUGACCAAAUGCUGGCUUAGUGUCACAGAUGGAAGGAACCUGGAUAAGAACUGAGAAGAUGGGCGCCCAGAUAGCUCAAUAGGUUGGGUGGGUGACCUAUGAACAGAGGCUAUAGUCCACGACGCAGAGGUCGUGGGUUCUGGUCCAGCCCAUGAACAUUUACUGCAGGUCCUUCCCCCACUCUAAUCCCCAUAUUUCCUGUUUCUCUCUCCACUGUCAACUAUCACAAAGGCUAAAAGAAAGUUCCUCUAUCCCCACAAAAAAUAAAUACUUUU